AUGGCCCAUCUGAGCUCAAACCUAAUCUCCAAAUUUCGCGAAGCCCGCGGCAACCUCGUCACCCUCAUAGACCAGCAAGCCGUCUUCCUCCGUCUCGACAUCAACUCUCGCAACUACGUCAUCCCCUGCCUCCGCGGCCAAAUUCCCCAAUAUCUCGACAUCGUCGAGACCAUCUCGAAGAAAAUGGCCGUCGACAGCCGCCACCAUCCCUACGUCCUGGUCCACCAAAAAGAUUUCUACAGCGUGACAGUGCCGAUGCACUGCGCCGCGCUGAAGGGCCAGUGCGCCCAUCUCGCGAACAGAUUGCGCGACAACAACUGCACCGAUAUUCCCAUCGCUGUUGCAAAGCAACUUGACGACCUCAUUGCUAACCUUCCCUUCUGA
This is a messenger RNA of Penicillium soppii, 384 nucleotides long. RefSeq lists its product as uncharacterized. The coding region runs from base 1 to 384 and encodes 127 amino acids. The record is from RefSeq and is a predicted model, not a curated record. NCBI's taxonomy places the organism in Eukaryota, Fungi, Ascomycota, Eurotiomycetes, Eurotiales, Aspergillaceae. The transcript has a single exon.